Molecule: messenger RNA, 1283 nt
Organism: Manacus vitellinus (golden-collared manakin)
Lineage: Eukaryota; Metazoa; Chordata; Aves; Passeriformes; Pipridae
Gene: TCF7
Product: transcription factor 7
Exons: 11
Coding region: 1-1197 (398 amino acids)
Biological process (GO): regulation of transcription by RNA polymerase II; canonical Wnt signaling pathway
Cellular component (GO): beta-catenin-TCF complex
Molecular function (GO): DNA-binding transcription factor activity, RNA polymerase II-specific; RNA polymerase II cis-regulatory region sequence-specific DNA binding
Source: RefSeq, a predicted model, not a curated record
AUGCCGCAGCUGGGCAGCGGCGGCGGGGACGACCUGGGCGCCACGGACGAGAUGCUGGCCUUCAAGGACGAGGGCGAGCAGGAGGAGAAGAUCCCCGAGAACGCUUUCACCGAGCGCGACCUGGCCGACCUCAAGUCCUCGCUGGUGAACGAGUCCGAGGGCAGCGGCAGCCCGGCCGCCGCCGCCGCCGACCCCGAGGCCCUCCGGCGAGUGCAGGAUCCGCAGAGAGUUUACCAGGAGAAGCUCCCGGACCACAUGGAUGAUGCAGGUAUGAAACAUCAGGACCCAGGGAUGUAUAAAGGAUCUGCAUAUUCCGGCUACCCUUUCCUGAUGCUCUCAGAUCCGUAUCUGCCCAAUGGAUCUAUGUCACCUCUGUCCAACAAAGUUCCCGUCGUGCAGCCGUCCCACGGAGUCCACCCGCUCACCCCGCUCAUCCCGUACAGCAACGACCAUUUCAGCCACGGCUCCCACUCGCCCCACCUGCCCGCUGACAUCAACCAGAAACAAGGAGUGCACCGUCCUUCCCAGACGUCAGACAUCCCUGGUUUCUACCCCCUGCCCCCCGGAGGAGUGGGACAGAUCACGCCCUCGAUGGGAUGGCAGAGCCAGUCUGUCUAUCCGCUCCCGUCAUGUGGAUUUAGACAGCCGUACUCGUCCGCGCUUUCUGCCGGGGCUUCUUUCUCCAGGUUCACCCACCCGCUGAUGCUGGGCUCUGGCAUGCACACCACCGGCAUCCCGCACCCCGCCAUCGUGCCCCACUCCGGCAAGCAGGACAUGGAGCACUAUGACCGAAACAUGAAACCUCAACCAGAACCAAAGAGAGAGAAGGAAGCCAAGAAGCCCACUAUCAAGAAGCCCCUGAACGCUUUCAUGUUGUAUAUGAAAGAAAUGCGGGCGAAAGUCAUCGCCGAGUGCACCCUGAAGGAGAGCGCUGCCAUCAACCAGAUCCUGGGAAGGAGGUGGCACGCGCUGUCCCGGGAGGAACAGGCCAAGUACUACGAACUGGCUCGCAAGGAACGGCAGCUCCACAUGCAGCUCUACCCUGGCUGGUCUGCCAGAGACAACUACGGGAAAAAGAAGAGACGAACACGGGAAAAGCAGCAAGAUUCCAACUCAGGAGGAAAAAGAAGUGCAUUCGGUACCUACAAGGAGAAGGACGCUGUGCCAGCCCAGUUUCUUCCGAUGGAAGUGCUAUAGACUCGCCUCCAUCCCCUCCGGACGCACUCCGAUGCCUCCCCUCCGCCUUCCCGUCAGAGCAGCUCGCUAGCCCCCGCCAAACCCGC